Molecule: messenger RNA, 1002 nt
Organism: Drosophila virilis
Lineage: Eukaryota; Metazoa; Arthropoda; Insecta; Diptera; Drosophilidae
Source: RefSeq, a predicted model, not a curated record
CUGCCGUUGCCGAUAAGCGAAAUCUGCAGCUUUUCGAUCAGUUGACGACGAGCAGUUAUCAGUAAAGCAUAAUAAUUAAUUGCGCAGCACACAUGUCGGAAUCCAGACCAAGUCCGUGGUGUGGACGAGGCGACAAGCCGCGGGAAUUUGCCAAGCACCAGCCCAUCAUAUGCUAUGAUAAGCCGGCGGCAGCUGUCGUGUCCAAGGACGAAUACGAUGAUAAACGCUAUCAGGCCUUGACUGGCGAGCUGGUGGAGACAUUGGUGGUGCCGAAGCGCGAGGCGCGCACCUGGACCAUGCAGACGGGUGAUCUGUGCCGCAUUACCGUACAUGAGGGCGCCCAGGUGGGUGAUGUCAACUUGUGGAAUUUGGAAAAUCGGCAAGAGCGCUUCUAUUCGGGCAAGACGCGCCAGCUGCAUGCCGCCCAUCUGCAGGUGUACGACAGACUCUGGAGCUGCCUACCCUACCUGCGUCCCAUGGCCACCUUCGUGUUCGACACGCUGGCCAAAUAUGGCAUCGACGAGGAUGGCGGCGCACUGCAUGAUGUGAUCGGCACCCGAUGCGAUGACUACACAUAUAAACUCAUAACCGGGCAGGAGCGCGUGGGCAGCUGCCACAGCUCCCUCGUCAAGGCGGUGGCGGAGGAGCGCGGCAUGACCGAACAGGAUGUGCACGAUGUGUGGAACAUAUUCAUGUGCACCGGCUUCACCAAAGAUACGCAACAGUACUUCUGCAAGCCCAGUCCCGCCCAGAAGGGUGACUUUAUUGAGUUCAUAGCCGAUAUGAAUUUAUUGGUGGCUCUUAGUGCCUGCCCCCAGGGCGAUGUCUCCAUGCCGGUGGGUGCCGCAGUGCCCGAUGAGAAGUGUCAUCCCUUAAAGGUUGAAGUGUUUCGCCGCAAAUAAUGGCAAAUAUAUCUAAUCUAAAUAUGUGUGAGCAUACAUAUAUGCAAUUAAAGGUGGAUCCUUGAAGACGAAUCAAAUAAAUAUAGUAUUUUGAUAUGUA